AUGCCUGGAGCUGUCCAUCAGAUCGAAAAGGGCACGAUGGGCGAGGAUCCAAACAGGCCCAGAGAGCUUCCCGGCCUGCUGUUGUUGCUCACUCCUCAUUCUCAAGGACCUUUAGAGAUCAAAGACCAACACACAACAAGAAAGGCAAGCACCAAGGAGACGGAGAUAGGAGGAGAUGGAGCAGAGCGUAGGAGAGGAAAGCAGGAAGGAUGCUGCGAAAGAGGAGAACCCAUGUGGCCUUCACUGAUUACUCAACGUCAGACCACCCGCUGA
Messenger RNA from Knipowitschia caucasica, 273 nucleotides. Lineage: Eukaryota; Metazoa; Chordata; Actinopteri; Gobiiformes; Gobiidae. The record is from the annotation of a GenBank genome assembly.